AUGAGUGAGGCCGUUACCAUCAGAACUCGCAAGUUUAUGACUAACCGCUUGCUCCAACGCAAGCAAAUGGUUGUGGACAUCUUGCACCCUGGCAAGGCUAACAUCUCCAAGGAUGACCUUCGCGAGAAGUUGGCUGAGAUGUACAAGGCCAGCGUUGAGAACGUCCAGGCUUUUGGUCUCCGUACUCAAUUUGGUGGUGGAAAGACUACCGGCUUCGCUUUGAUUUACGACUCGAACGAGGCCUUGAACAAGUUCGAGCCUCACUACCGUCGUGUUCGCAUUGGUCAAGCUAACAAGAUCGAGAAGGCCUCUCGUCAACAACGCAAGCAACGUAAGAACAGAGGCAAGAAGGUCUUCGGUACCGGCAAGCGUUUGGCCAAGAGAAAGCAAUCCGAGUAG
This is a messenger RNA of Schizosaccharomyces japonicus yFS275, 399 nucleotides long. RefSeq names its product 40S ribosomal protein S24. Bases 1 to 399 code for a protein of 132 amino acids. NCBI's taxonomy places the organism in Eukaryota, Fungi, Ascomycota, Schizosaccharomycetes, Schizosaccharomycetales, Schizosaccharomycetaceae. Gene Ontology annotation, molecular function: structural constituent of ribosome. Gene Ontology annotation, cellular component: ribosome. The record is from RefSeq and is a predicted model, not a curated record. Gene Ontology annotation, biological process: translation. The transcript is spliced from 2 exons.